UGCGUGUGUGUGUGUGUGUGUGUGUGUGUGUGUAGCCAUGAAGGCGGACCGUAAGCGUUUGAAGGUGGAGAAGUCGGACCUGGUGAACCAGAUGCAGCAGCUGUACUCCACCCUGGAGAGCAGAGAGGAGCAGCUACGAGACUUCAUCAGGAACUACGAGCAGCACAGGAAGGAGAGCGAGGACGCGGUGAAGACUCUGGCGAAGGAGAAGGAUCAGCUGGAGAGGGAGAAGUGGGACCUGCGGCGGCAGGCCAAGGAGGCCACGGAACACGCCGGAAUCCUGCGCUCGCAACUGGACCUGAGGGAGAACCGGAAUAAAGAGCUGGAGGCUGAGCUCACCAUGAUGGGUAGCGUUAUGGCCCAGCGUGUCGAGAGCAGAGCGUUGAGUCGCUCGGUGGAGAGGCAGGCCUCGCCCAGGGCCUUGUCGGCAAAGCAGUCUCUUGCCACUCUCACAAAGGAUGUUCCCAAGCGCCACUCUCUCGCCAUGCCAACGGAAGCGGUCAUCAACGGCAACCAGGAGUGGGUGAUGCACGCCGAUUUGCCACUGACCGCCGCCAUCCGACAGAGCCAGCAGACACUCUACCACGCACACACACACACCGUAGACCGACCAGUGCUGAAGGCCGCUCCUCCGAUGUGUAUGUGUGAGGGGGACGGUGUGUUGAUCCCAGCUUCAGCAGCCGUGCGCGUGAGCCCCUGUCACUCGCGGCAACCAUCCGUCCUCUCUGACGCCUCGGCCAUGGACGGAGACCGAUCCUCUACGCCUAGUGACAUCAACUCCCCUCGCCACCGCACACACUCCCUCUGCAACUCCCUAGAGGACCUGGAUGACCAGAGGCGUAAGAAGAAGAAGGAGAAGAUGGGUCUGGGCUCUCUGUCGCGGGUCUUCGCUCGGGGGAAGCAGCGCAAGAGUAUGGAGCCGGGACUCUUCGAUGACUCAGACAGUCUGUCCAGCCCCACCCGCUUGAGUCUCAGCCUAUCAGACGGAGAGGAGCCGCAGCUGGACCGCCUCCAGCAGGCGGACCUGGCCAAGACCACGCCCAUGUCCCAGUGGAGGGCGGGCACAGUGCAGGCAUGGCUGGAGGUCGUCAUGGCGAUGCCCAUGUACCAGCGUGCCUGCUCUGAGAACGUCAAGAGUGGCAAGGUGCUGUUAAGCCUGACUGAUGAGGAUCUGGAGUUGGGUUUAGGGGUCAGUAGCUCAAUGCACCGCAGGAAACUACGACUCGCCAUAGAGGACUACAGAGAGGCAGAGACAGGACGAGGUCUGUCGCGGGCGUCGGAGCUGGACCACCACUGGGUGGCGAAGGCGUGGCUGUGUGACGUGGGGCUGCCCCAGUACUCUCAGGCCUUCCACACACACCUGGUGGACGGACGCAUGCUGUGUUCACUCGCACGCAGGGACCUGGAGAAGCACCUCAACGUCUCCAAGAAGACCCACCAGCUCAGCUUACUCAUGGGGAUAGACCUGCUGCACGCACUGGGCUUCAACAAGGAGACCCUGCAGGUCCGAAGAGCCCAGUGUGAGCAUCAGAACCAGGACCCUCUGGUCUGGACGUGUCCACGGGUCAUGAAGUGGAUCAGAGACAUCGACCUGAAGGAGUACGCAGACAGUCUGGUGAACAGUGGGAUUCAUGGGGCCGUCAUGGUUCUGGACCCCUCCUUCAGCGUUGACACCAUGGCAACCGUACUGGGUAUCCCAGGCAACAAGCAAAUGGUUCGACGCCACCUUAGUGAGGAAAUGAAGGCCCUACUUGGACCAGUUAGGUCCGCUCUUCAGCAUGAUUUUGAGCGUUUGGGAACACCCCCUUCAUCUCGUCAGAGCUCAUUGGCUCGUUCGCACGCGUCUGCGACACGCUAUCCUGAUGAUGACCUGUCUCUUAGGAGACGAGCUGUCAAGCCUCCUCUAGGUUUCAGUCCAAAAGCUCUCAGUGGGCGGGAUUUGAGUUACCAUGGCAGCUGUGCCUCCCUGCCCAGAGACGGACAGGAUGUGGCUCCGCCCCGGAACAAAGGAAGUCCGGCCCACAGCCACUCGGGCAUAGAGGUCACCAAUGUCUGAGAAUCUCAUCAAGUUCACAAAUGCACACACCACACACACACACACACACACACUCUUACUGACAGGACACACACACACACACUCUUACUGAUGGACACACACACACACUGUGAAUCACACAUCACACACUAAUUCUGAGUUUACACAUGCCUGCUCUAUAAGUGGACACCCUUCCAAGAACCGGAGAUUCCAGUCUGUUUGUUUUAUCUUUUU
Messenger RNA from Clupea harengus (Atlantic herring), 2269 nucleotides. RefSeq names its product kazrin, periplakin interacting protein a (gene kazna). Bases 38 to 2056 code for a protein of 672 amino acids. The record is from RefSeq and is a predicted model, not a curated record. Gene Ontology annotation, molecular function: protein binding. Lineage: Eukaryota; Metazoa; Chordata; Actinopteri; Clupeiformes; Clupeidae. The transcript has 13 exons.